AUGCCUCGUAGAGACACUCCAUUCAACAAAGAACAAAGCCGCUUUCACAAUGACAACAAAAGAAGGGCCCAGAAUUUCCAAUUUAGACAAGGACAGAAUAAGAAAUUUGAAGGAGGUCAGCAAAACGGGCAAUCUGGAUUCCAACAAAUGCCACGAUGUCAAACUUGUGGAAAGAAUCAUUUCGGGGAGUGCAGGCUUUUAACUAAAAGCUGCUUCAAAUGUGGCAAGGGGGAUCAUUUUAUCAAAGAUUGUCCAUUGAUGAAGAACCAAAAAAUGAAGGAUGAACCUCAAAGGACAAAUGCUAGGGUGUUCACGAUUACUCAGGCUGAUGCUGAUACCAACAACUCUGUUGUGUCAGGUGAUAUUUUUGCAUCUGGUAUUCUCACUCAUGCAUUAAUAGAUUCAGGUGCCACGCAUUCAUUUGCAUCAUUGACAUAUGUAUAA
Molecule: messenger RNA, 444 nt
Organism: Humulus lupulus (European hop)
Lineage: Eukaryota; Viridiplantae; Streptophyta; Magnoliopsida; Rosales; Cannabaceae
Exons: 1
Coding region: 1-444 (147 amino acids)
Molecular function (GO): zinc ion binding; nucleic acid binding
Source: RefSeq, a predicted model, not a curated record